Messenger RNA from Phascolarctos cinereus (koala), 1975 nucleotides. RefSeq names its product SIL1 nucleotide exchange factor (gene SIL1). The record is from RefSeq and is a predicted model, not a curated record. NCBI's taxonomy places the organism in Eukaryota, Metazoa, Chordata, Mammalia, Diprotodontia, Phascolarctidae. Gene Ontology annotation, cellular component: endoplasmic reticulum. Gene Ontology annotation, molecular function: adenyl-nucleotide exchange factor activity.
GCUUGUUAGGUCUGCGCCUGCGCACGGGAAGGGACGGUGGUGGCUGCCCCGGGCGCCGGGAAUUCUGGGGGCUGCGCAGGUCUCCUCUGUUUGCUACUGGGAGGGAAAUCGAAGGUACCUUUCUGUCAUCUGGACUGCCCCUUCCUCCAAGGAUCAACCCAGUGAAAGCCCCUUCCUUGGCAACCUAAGUCUCUUCCUUCACUCCAGACUGCACUGACCACCAUCCUCCUUGGAUCAGACAGAGAUUCUUUCCCCAUGGUCUUGGAUGUUUGACUUCGUGGGAUGAGGUUCUGGCUAUUUGCAGCCAGCAGAAAGCCAGGCCAGGUGAUUCAGGACAAAGUGUGUAUGUGGGCCAUCUGGUGCUGCCAGAACAAGAAACGGGCCAACUCAGCUGAAGCAGAGGAAAUAUCAUCUGGAGAACAUUCUGGAUAGAAAGGCUGGUGACCAUGGCAUACCAGGUCCUCCUCCCAUCAAAGGUAUUCCUACUGGGCAUAGUGCUUUGGCUGCUGGCAUCUGCGUACAUCUCUUCAUGCCAUAAUAAUCAGGUCCAGAAACAUUUCUCACUGUCCAGUCCAGAGAAGAGCAAUAUCCAGGAAGAAAAGAAAGAGGCAGUGUCAGAGGAAGAACUUGACAGUGAAGACCUGAAUGUGUUUUAUCCCACAAACCAAUGGCAGACCCUUCAGCCAGGUCAAGCUGUCCCUGCUGGUUCCCAUGUGCGUCUGAAUCUACAGACUGGAGAGAGAGAAGUAAAGCUCCCAGAUGGGGAAAAAUACCAGAAUAACUUGAAAGAGCAAAAAAAAGGCCAAAGGUUGGACCUCAACACACAUGGUUUCACAACUCAGGAACUCAAGAUUGCUCUUGAAAAAUUCAAGGAGGGAGCAGGUGGUGCAAAGGAAGAUAAGGCCCGACAGGAAGAGGUCAGGCGACGUUUCCGCCCUAUUGAGGAUCUGAAGAAGGACUUUGAAGCCUUGAAUGUAGUCAUUGAGAGUGACCUCCAGAUUAUGGUUCGACUGAUCAGCCAGUUCAAUAGCUCCAGCACCACCCUGGAAGAGAAGAUAAUGGCUCUCUACGAUUUGGAAUAUUAUGUCCAUCAGAUGGAUAAUGCCCAGGACCUGCUCUCCUUUGGAGGUCUUCAGGUGGUGAUCAGUGGGCUCAACAGUACUGAGAACUUGGUGAAGGAGUAUUCUGCUUUUGUGUUGGGUGCUGCUUUCUCCAGUAACCCGAAGGUCCAGGUCGAGGCCGUAGAAGGUGGUGCCCUCCAGAAGCUGCUGGUCAUCUUGGCAACUGACCAUCCUGUGACUGUGAAGAAAAAGGUGCUGUUUGCUCUGUCCUCGCUCCUUCGGCACUUUCCCUAUGCCCAGCAGCAGUUCCUGAAGCUGGGAGGCUUGCAGGUCCUGAGGAGCUUGGUCCAUGAGAAAGGCAUGGAGAUGCUGGCUGUGCGUGUGGUCACCCUGCUCUAUGACCUGGUCACAGAGAAGAUGUUGGUAGAGACCGCUGAGCGUGGCCAGGAUCCCCCAGAGGAGAAGGUGCAGCAGUACCGCCAGGUGGAGCUCAUGCCAGGACUGCAGGAGCAGGGCUGGUGUGGCAUUGUUUCGGGUCUGCUGGGGCUGCCAGAGCAUGACAUGCGGGAGAAAGUGCUGCGGACCCUGAGUGCCCUCCUCACCCCUUGUCGGGACCGCUACCGCCAAGAUAUCCUACUCAGCAGCACCCUCCAAGGUUUACGGGACGAGUACCAGGAGCUGGCUGCUCUGGAACAGCAGGAUGGGGAAGAGAAUGGCUACUUCCAGGAGAUGCUGGGCACCAUCAAUGGCUUCAUCCAGGAGCUUCGAUGACGUCACCCCUCGGGCUACUGGUGGACAGAGAGGGAGGCACGGCAUUCAAAGGAACUCUUGUGGAUUGAGGGAAGACUUCCCACACUGACAUUGACGUGCCCUGCUGACCCUGUAUUGGUCAUUAAAUGGAGGUGUUGAGAGUU